AGAAAAAUUCUAUCCGCACCAUAUCGCUCCACGUCACACCUCUUCUUUCUUUCUUCCUGUUUCAAAGCGCUUGCUUACAGUGGCAAGCAAGAACCCAAUUACAAUCUUCAACAAUGGCUUCUUCGACCAUCUUCUCUUUCAAUUUCAGGUUUUGCCCGCUACACUUUCCUACAACAGCCCGACUCUCUUAUGUGUCUGCUCACCUCUCGCCCUUCAAUAAGUUGAACAACUCACCCAGACUCAGUUCGAGUCAUAGCAUUUCUGGGUCUCUCUCGUUUUUCUCUCGAAAACCCUCUACUAUCUCUACUCUCACUCAGAGACUUCAAUCUCUUACAGUCACUGCUGCUAAAGGGUACAAAAUGAAAACCCACAAGGCUUCUGCGAAAAGAUUCAGGGUGACAGGUGGAGGAAAAAUAGUUCGGAGGAGAGCUGGGAAGCAGCAUUUGCUGGCCAAGAAGAACACCAAGAGGAAAUUACGACUCUCCAAAAUGCACUUGAAUGCAGAGUUUCCAUGGACCUGUGGCAUCCUAGGAUUCAUCACAUCUCAAUGCUGUGCUGGUGUAAAUGUUGUAGACUAGUUCAGUUCAGCAUUAUGCCCAAAAUACCUUGGUGCAUACAAAGAACUCAUCCCAAUAUUGUCAUUGACUUGAGCGAAAACUUGUGAGAUGUUUACUGGCCAGCAACAAUCACGUAGGAUGUUCACAUGUCAAUUUGAAUCAGUUUUGGUAAAUAAUCCAAUUGAAUCAGCAUAGAAAAGGAAUUCUUGAAAUUGAACUCUGCCAUUGUCCUUCUAAUAAUUAAUAAAAUCAGUUUGAUCCUUGUUCCUAUAUUUUGGUAUUUAAAAUGUUCAUAUCUCCAAACCAAAGCAAACCAGAAGAAUGAAAGAAACUGAACCAAAUGGAAUGGCAAGACCGAUUCAGUCUGUUGGUUUAACAAGGUUCUGACUCGCCAUUUUGACUGAGCAUAUUCCUUGCUGUUUAAACAUUAAUUUUUAUUUCACAGAUUUUAGAUUAUUAAUUGUGCUUCCACAAAGAAGCUUGUUCUCUUAAUGU
Molecule: messenger RNA, 1052 nt
Organism: Hevea brasiliensis (rubber tree)
Lineage: Eukaryota; Viridiplantae; Streptophyta; Magnoliopsida; Malpighiales; Euphorbiaceae
Product: 50S ribosomal protein L35, chloroplastic
Exons: 3
Coding region: 114-578 (154 amino acids)
Biological process (GO): translation
Cellular component (GO): large ribosomal subunit; ribosome
Molecular function (GO): structural constituent of ribosome
Source: RefSeq, a predicted model, not a curated record